AUGCCACUUGAUUCCAAUCAACGUGUUAUUAAAAACACAUCUGCCACAAUCCUAGGCUCUGAGAUUCGCCACCUCGAAGAUUGCCUUCGCUCAGGGUGUUUGAACGGAAAGGGGAAAUACACCAAGCUCUGCCAAGAAUGGCUAGAGGGCUUUAUGCAAGGUGGUCGGGCCUUGGUGGUCUCAUCUGGAACCUCUGCUCUCGAAAUGGCGGCCAUUCUUGCCAAUAUUCAACCCGGAGAUGAGGUCAUUGUGCCAAGCUAUACAUAUGUGACCACUGUGAACUCUUUUGUUCUGCGUGGUGCUACCCCUGUCUUCGUGGACCUAGACCGUUCAACAAUGAAUGUUGAUGCCAGCCUGAUCGAAGCCGCUAUCACCAAAAAGACAAGGGCGAUUAUUCCGGUACAUUACGGUGGGGUUGCCUGUGAUAUGGAAAUGAUAAUGAAAGUCGCAAGGAAACACAGCCUCUUUGUCUGCGAAGAUGCUGCAAUGGCAUGUUGCUCGACGUAUCACGGACAGAUGCUAGGUACGAUUGGCCAGCUUGGCUGCAUUAGUUUCCAAGAGAAGAAGAACUUUACAGCUGGUGGACAAGGUGGCGCUUUACUUGUCAAUGAUCCCAGUCUUGUGGAGCGCGCUGAAAUUCUCUAUGAGCAUGGUACUGAUCGGGGACGCUUCCUUCGCGGAGAAGUAGAGCGAUAUCACUGGUUGGAUAUAGGAUUGAACGCAACUCUCUCAGAACUGCAGGCAGCUUUUCUUUUCGGACAACUGGAAGCUUCUGAUCAAAUCAGCGCACGGAGAUUGUGGCUUUGGGGGCGAUAUUUCUCUUCUCUUGCUCCAUUGUCGCAGAAAGGGCACAUCGAUCUCCCUACGAUCCCCAAAGAUACGACCCACAAUGCGAACAUAUUUUGGAUGCAAUUGAAGGAUACCUCUCAACGCCCAGGGAUAAUUCGAUACUUAGGCAACGCCAACAUUGAGGCCCAUGCACAGUUUAUGCCUCUGCAUCUGUCGCCGUACGGCAAGGCUCAUGGUCGCUUCUCUGGUGUUGAUUCUGUUACAUCGUUGGCAGCAUCGCAGAUAGUACUUUUGCCAGUUCAUAUGGGUCUUUCUGAUGAAGAUCAAGAUCGAAUCAUCGCCACUGUGCUUGCAUAUUGGGAAGCGGAUCGCGUAACAUUGAAUCAGCCUAGCCAACCCAGAAAGAUAUCUGACAACUAG
This is a messenger RNA of Penicillium olsonii, 1209 nucleotides long. Lineage: Eukaryota; Fungi; Ascomycota; Eurotiomycetes; Eurotiales; Aspergillaceae. The record is from the annotation of a GenBank genome assembly.